Messenger RNA from Helobdella robusta, 2148 nucleotides. RefSeq lists its product as hypothetical. The transcript has 3 exons. Lineage: Eukaryota; Metazoa; Annelida; Clitellata; Rhynchobdellida; Glossiphoniidae. The record is from RefSeq and is a predicted model, not a curated record. The coding region runs from base 1 to 2148 and encodes 715 amino acids.
AUGUUGAGUCAAGGACAUGUACCAAGUACGACUUCCCUCACUCUGUGCCAUGUGUGUUAUAAACAUUUUAAAGUGAGGCAGGAUGGUACUCUCGUUAGACAUGGCGGAAAAGUGAAAGGCUCAGAAUGUCCGGGAUCUUUGAAGCACCCACCUUCGAGCAGAAAACGAAGGUCACUCAAUGUCGUCAACGCCAACAUCUCAAAGACGAGUGAAGACUCAAGGGUCCUUGAUACCGCUGUCGAUAUGAAGAGUAAAUCGUCACUGGCUGAAAAAUUUUUUGAAAAAUCAUCGGGCUGUCGGUUAGUUGACCAUGUGCCCAAGCAAUCACGUGGUAAGUUUGGCCGGAUGUUGAAGGAUAUUUUGAAAAACAUCUGUGAUAACCCAUCAAAUUCCAUUCUCUGGUUCAGGGGCAAGAUGAGAGUUCGUAAACCAAAGCUUAAUGCUUUAGUCAAAUGCAAAAUAGAACAGGGAAACGUGAGAAAUGCUAUGAGGAUUUUAGCAUCGACGGAUACGAUGGCUCCGGAUUCGACAGACACUAUCAACUCCCUAAAGGACAAACAUCCUCCCGCUCCGUUGGACAGAAAACCAAGUCCCAACAAAGAAUCGACAAGCGUUACAGUUAAUCCCCAACAAAUUAUGUUGUGCUUGAGGCAGUUUCCAAAAGGAACCUCAGGAGGUAGAGAUGGCCUAACCCCACAGCAUUUAAGGGAUUUAACGCAUGAUAAAAUAGAAACAGCAGAACUUAUCAGUGCCAUGACCGGUUUUAUCAAUUUGCUGUUGAGUGGCGUUUGUCCACCCGAGGUAGUUCCAUACUUGUUUGGCGGGAGAUUGGUGGCCUUAAUUGAGAUGAAUGACCUAGAAUUUUUGGGUUCGAUAGUUUGUAGAGGAAAACGCCAUGAUAAUUUUUGGGCUAAAAAGCUGGAGGAUUUUAAACAUAUUAUGUCAAUGAUGACGGAGAUUGGCAAGCAUGACGCCCUUGUCCUGUUGACGCAGGCAGCAUUCAUUCCAAGGCUGUCAUACUUUUUACGUACAUCUCUUGGCCCGUCUCAACAAAAGUCAGAUGAAUUCAACAACGAACUACGCAUGGGUUUUCAGAAGAUAUUUAAUGUGUUUUUUGAUGAUAAAGGUUGGAAGCAGGCUAUAUUGCCGGUAAAUAUGGGUGGACUGGGUUUGGGUGUCGUUGCCGAGUUGGCACCGUCAGCAUUUUUGUCAUCGGCCGCGGCCACGGCAGCCCUCCAGGAUAAAAUAUUACCAAUGGAUGUAGCAUACCAGGAUGAUUUGAGACUUGAAACAUUUCGGCGUUGGUGCACGGUUUACGGAGAUAUAAUGGACAUAAAUGUGUGUUCGCAGAAGAAAUGGAAUGAACCAUCUUUGAAUGUUUCAAAAUCGAAACUGGAGAAAUUAAAUGACUCUCCCUCAGAUAAGGCCAGGUUGAUGGCCGUCAGAAGUGAAUUGGGGUCUGCUUGGCUAAGGGCCAUUCCCAGUACAGCUUGUGGUAUAAGGCUCGACAAUGGUUCUAUUAGAGUGAGUUUAUGCUUGAGACUUGGGUUGCCGGUGGUGUCAGGUUACAGAUGCUUGUGUGGGGCGGAUGUUUCUCAGUUGGGUCACCAUGGUUUAUCGUGUAGGCUUGGUUCAGGAAGACAAGCAAGACACUCUGCCAUGAAUGAUUAUAUAUGCAAAUUAUUCCAGAAAGCAGAUAUACCCGCCGUUAAGGAACCAGCAGGCCUACUAUCUGAAAGCAACUUCAGGCCAGAUGGUUACACCCUGGUACCGUGGUCCCAAGGCUGUUGUUUAUCAUGGGAUGUGACGUUCCCUCACACGUUAGCCGAAAGGUACAUCAAUUACACGGCUAUGGAGCAAGGUUCCGCCGUGGUGAAGGCUGCUGAUUUCAAAAAUACUAAGUAUAAAGAUUUAAACGACAAUACGAGAGUUUUUGUUCCGAUCUGUGUGGAGACAUUUGGCCCAGUGGAUAAACAGACACAAUUAUUUUUUGAUAACAUUGCUACUAAAAUAGUUGAAAAAUCUGGUGAUCCCAAUGAUAAAAUUUAUAUAAAGCAAAAUAUAUCGUUGUUGUUACAAAAGUUUAAUUCAUUUUGUAUUUUAGAGAACAUUGCUAAGUGCCCUUCUGUGCGAGACCCUGUACACUAA